CAUGAUGGAAAAAAUCCCAGUAGAAGAAGACAAGGAAGAAAUCUUCCCAGAAAAUUUUGAAAUCAUCGAAGAACGUGGAGAGAUUCAGAAUACAGAUAAUUUGGAAUACAAUUCUGAUAAAUUGUUUACCAUCUUGGAGAAAGGAGAAGGCAUAAAGGUUUGUAAAGCUAUACAGCUCAAGAACUAUCCUUAUAUCGGAAUCUACAGCUUCAAUUAUGAAUGGAUGCCAACCUUAAGUUUCUUCAACUCAUCAGGAAUUGAAGACUGGAAUGGAAUUAUUCCUCAAAAGGCAGGGCAUGCACUUAGAAAGCUGAGAGAAGAUCAUAAAUUUAGGAUAGAAAGGAUGAAUUAUGUUUGAGUUAAUUAUAGCUCAACAAUGUUCAGAGAAAGAUUUGUCAAUAAUUAUAGCCAGAAAUAUGCCAGAUUUAAUUUAGUAUUUCAUCCCUAUUUCAUGGAUUACUUAAAGCCAGGGGUUCAUGAAGAUAAAUAAGUAUAUUAUGGCUUCAAUCUAUACCAAUGACGAAAUGGUAUAUGGGUUAAAAUAAGAGUAACUUCUUCCCUAUUCAGAUUAACUCUGAAGAUCUCUAUGCAGCUGAAAACUGGGUUGAACUACAUGUUCAUAGAGCAGCAGAUGACGACCCUAAUGCAAUUGCAGUUUCUCCAAAUAAUGCAGGUGUUCUGAUAGAUCUUUCCUGUCCCCUAAUCCCAUUUUAUUCAAUGGCUAUUGAGUUAGAUGAAGAAAGAAAGAGCAUGAAUGUGCUUAUAACAUAUCACUGAAUCAUAGAUGAAACCUGCUUACCCAACAAAUGUCUAAUUGAGACACUCGACUUCUAUAAAUUCUGAGAGAAAGUUGACAAAGACAAACUGAUGAAGCCAAGAAAACCAACUUUAGGCAUAAUUCCUAAAGGAAAUCAGCAGAAAUAUGAGAAAGUGAGAAACCAGCUACUAUCAUCUUUUGCUUGAACUAAUUUGACUACCUCUGAAGAAAUUCAGCACUAUAUCAUCAAGAAGGCUAAAAUUGCUGCAAAGUUAAUGAAAACAAUGAUGUGACAGGACUUUGAUGAUAUUAAAGACUACAUCCAGUUCUGGGUCUGGGAUGUCUUCACCAAUGAUGUCAAAACUGAAGAGCCAGAUUACAAUGACUUCAUCAAAGAAAGAGAGAACAAAGGAGAGUUCAAGGCAAAAUUCCUAAUCAUUGACGAAUUUAUUGAAGACUUCUACAAAUUUAUAUGGAGUAGAUUUGGAGCUCCAGUAAUCCCUAACUACGGUGAAAGAUACAUUAAAGAAUGAGGGUCAGUCGACUAUAUGAUACAUCUAUUCCUUGGAUUUGCUAAAUUCAUUGGAAAUCUGUACUACAAAUUAGGAACUACUCAGCUGAUAAUGGCUCAGGAUUACAUGAAUAGUGCAGCAGAUUCUCAAUGCCAACUGGAUAUUAUCGAAAAUAAGAACUUGCUUGAAAUCACGACUGAGGUAGAUACACAAGCAUCAGAAAAGCCCGAAAAUCCUUAUGAAAAGACGAUUACAGAGCACCUAAACUCUUUACUUUCAAAUCCUGAAGACAUACAAGAAUGGGGUCAAACUCUCAUGCAAAUGCCUGAAGUAUUGCAGGAUCUUCUCUUCAGCAGAAUUUGGAUCCUCCAUUCAAAAAUAGACGGAAUUCAUCCUGACUUUGGGAGAGUUUCUUAUAUAAAUUCCCCUGAAAUUAGCGAAUACUAUUGGACAAACCAAGAACAGAGAGCUUUUGAGAUCAUGGGAUUGUCCUCAAUAAUCACAUCAGGUGAUAGUGACAUGUAGCUUGAAUUUAUCCAUCUUAGCAGGCAUCAAAAUUAGAAUAAUUGC
Molecule: messenger RNA, 1839 nt
Organism: Moneuplotes crassus
Lineage: Eukaryota; Ciliophora; Spirotrichea; Euplotida; Euplotidae
Source: the annotation of a GenBank genome assembly